Molecule: messenger RNA, 2980 nt
Organism: Sesamum indicum (sesame)
Lineage: Eukaryota; Viridiplantae; Streptophyta; Magnoliopsida; Lamiales; Pedaliaceae
Product: AMP deaminase
Biological process (GO): IMP salvage; AMP metabolic process
Cellular component (GO): cytosol
Molecular function (GO): AMP deaminase activity
Source: RefSeq, a predicted model, not a curated record
GGCGAAGUACAGUCUCCACCUUCAUAAACCCCUAACUAAAACCUCCACUCACGCACUACACACACUAUGUUUUCACCACCGCCACCAUUCUCGCCGGUUUCACCGAUUCAACUGGCGGUGGCGGCGUUGUUCGGCGCCUCUGUUAUGGCUAUCUCCGCAUUCUACAUCCACAAGCGUAGCGUUGAUCAAGUCCUCGAUCGCCUCAUCAACCUCCGACGCCGCCACCACCAUCAACUCUCUGAUGACGAAGAAUAUGAAUAUUCGGAGUAUAGUGAAAACGUGGAGACUGAUAGGAACGUCAUUAUAUGGAGAAGUAAAAAUAAGGUGUUGAAUUCAUUUGAUGAUCAUAAUGAGGAUAAGGAUGGUGAUAAGGUGAGGAAUUAUCGAGUUUCGUCUUCUUUGCCGAAUGUGAGUGUUUCCAAGAAUGAGUGGUGCAGCGAGGGAGCUGGUGCCCCUAUCCGUUCAUCGAUGUCGACUUCUCUGGGUGAAGUUGAUUUGAUUUCUUCUGAUUUACCACCAAUUCGGACUGAUCAGAGGGACGGAGAGGAGCACUACAUUGGUCAUUCUGGUACAAGUAUGCGAGUUGGAUCAGCUGGUAGGCUUGUCACCCCUAGAUCAGCAGGUGGUUAUACAUUUGAAGGCACUGGUGAUUCGGAUGAUGAAGAAACUGAGCUUCCAAUUACUGAGGACCAUAUGUUGUCCUAUCAAAACGAUAUAAAUCUAACAACUGAAAAUCAACCCAUUGUUGCGACGCAAACUGAAAAAGGGAUUUACGUUCACGUUCAAGAAUCUGAAGCGGUAUUGACUGAAGCAGAGUCUAUAGAUCAUGCUGACAGAAAAAUAGAUACAGCUCCAGCAAACACUGUAGCGAAUGAUCCUGUAUUUAACAACAAUAUUUUCCCACCAACAACUGCAUUGCUUGACUCUGUGAGUGUUGAAGAACAAGAAGUGCUGAAGAUGAUUCAUGAAUGUUUAGAGUUGAGAGAGAAAUAUGUUUUCAGGGAAAAUGUUGCUCCUUGGUCGACAAGUACGAAAAAAUCUGGUUUAGCAGAGAUGAAAAAUGAUCCAUUUCACUUUGUCCCUAUUGAAGCAUCUUCUCAUUUCUUCAAAAUGGAGGAUGGUGUAGUACGUGUUUAUGCCAGUGAAAGUGAUACUGAAGAACUUUUUCCUGUUGCAAGUUCAACAAGAUUUUUCACUGAUAUGCAUCAUCUCCUGAAAGUAAUGUCUAUUGGAAACGUUCGGUCUGCAUGCCACCAUCGGUUAAGAUUUCUUGAGGAAAAAUUCCGCCUCCAUUUGUUGGUGAAUGCGGAUAGAGAAUUUGUAGCUCAGAAAAGUGCACCUCAUCGUGAUUUUUACAAUAUAAGGAAAGUUGAUACUCAUGUGCAUCAUUCUGCUUGCAUGAACCAAAAGCAUCUUCUUCGGUUCAUCAAGUCGAAGUUAAAAAAAGAACCAGAUGAGGUUGUUAUCUACCGUGAUGGUCAAUAUCUUACACUGAAAGAAGUCUUUGACAGUUUGGAUUUAACAGGGUAUGAUCUUAAUGUAGAUUUGUUGGAUGUGCAUGCUGACAAGAGUACCUUUCAUCGAUUUGACAAAUUCAAUCUCAAGUAUAAUCCUUGUGGACAGAGUAGGCUUAGAGAAAUCUUUCUGAAGCAGGAUAAUCUCAUCCAAGGGCGUUUCCUAGCCGAAGUGACAAAGCAGGUUCUGUCAGAUCUGGAAGCAAGCAAAUACCAGCUGGCUGAGUACCGAAUAUCAAUUUAUGGGAGGAAACAGAGUGAAUGGGAUCAGCUGGCAAGUUGGUUUGUAAACAACGGGAUUUAUAGUGAAAAUGCUGUUUGGUUGAUUCAGUUGCCAAAGUUAUACAAUGUGUACAGGAGUAUGGGGACAGUAACAUCCUUUCAGAAUAUAUUGGACAAUAUCUUUAUUCCACUUUUUGAAGCCACUGUGGAUCCGAAUUCCCAUCCUCAGUUACAUGUUUUCUUAUUACAGGUUGUGGGCUUUGACAUAGUUGAUGAUGAAAGUAAGCCUGAGAGGCGUCCAACCAAGCAUAUGCCAACUCCAUCAGAAUGGACAAAUGAAUUCAACCCCGCCUUUUCUUACUAUGCUUAUUACUGCUAUGCGAACUUAUAUACACUUAACAAGCUCCGUGAAUCAAAAGGGCUACCGACCAUCAGAUUUCGUCCUCACUGUGGGGAGGCUGGAGAUGUUGACCAUUUAGCUGCUGGGUUCCUUCUAUGUCAUAAUAUAUCACAUGGAAUAAAUUUGCGAAAAUCCCCAGUCCUGCAAUAUCUUUACUAUCUCGCUCAGAUUGGUUUAGCUAUGUCGCCCCUAAGCAACAACUCGCUCUUCUUGGAUUAUCAUCGCAAUCCAUUUCCAAUGUUCUUCCAGCGUGGCUUAAAUGUCUCGCUAUCGACUGAUGAUCCUCUACAAAUCCAUUUAACUAAAGAACCUCUUGUUGAAGAAUAUAGUGUAGCGGCAAAGGUAUGGAAGCUUAGUUCGUGUGACCUUUGUGAGAUAGCUAGAAAUUCUCUCUAUCAGUCUGGUUUCCCUCAUGCAGCCAAGGUGCACUGGCUAGGAGAUGUGUAUUUUAAGAGAGGGCCAAGAGGUAACGAUAUACACAAGACUAAUGUGCCAAAUAUUCGGCUUUCCUUCAGACAUGAGACAUGGAAGUCAGAGCUGCAAUACGUCUAUGCUGGAAAAGCCAGACCUUCUGAGGAGGUCGACCACUAGAGGAAUGCUAGUAUGAAUCCCACAGCUCGAUGAUGAUGCAGCUUUUUCUUGCUAAUAUAUGUUUCCAGUAGGUAUAUACUCGAUAUGUAGUCUCGUAUUUUGCUGCCUCUAUGGCUCUGCAUAUGUUACACCAUCCUCAAGGUGAAACAGAGAAUUUGAUCUGGAAAUUUCUCCUCUGUUGCCUAAUAAUCUUACAAUUCCCUUUGUGUUUUUGUUUCUAGUUUAUGUAAUUCAAGUAAAUGAAGUUUGAAAA